Messenger RNA from Symbiodinium necroappetens, 3543 nucleotides. The record is from the annotation of a GenBank genome assembly. NCBI's taxonomy places the organism in Eukaryota, Dinophyceae, Suessiales, Symbiodiniaceae.
AUGGGCCGUGAGUUCAGGCCGCAGCCGUUCCAUGUCCUAGCAGGCCCCGGGUUGCGAACAGGCGAGCGUCUGGCAGUCGAGUUCGACGCAGCGAUAUUGGAUCUGGUCGCGCCGGUUUCCAAGAUUCAAGCCGAGUCUGUGGUCGAGUUUGAGCUUUGUCUGCAAGACUGGGGCUACAGGAGAUUGUCUUGGAGGCAUGCCCGUGCAUUUCUUCCGUCUGCUGCGGCCAUAGGCGUAGAAUGCGGAGCCGAGACUGGCGAAGACAGCGCAGACUUUGUGGUUGUGCUACACGCAUGUCCAGCCCUCUCCUUGUCAAUUCUACAGUGGUUGAUGACUUCCGGUCUGUCCAGUUUUCCGGCAUCUGAUGUCACAGUUCGAGGCCAGGAUAUUGGCCUCCGCUCCGGUAUGGGUGAUAGCAUUUGGAGGAUCGCCAGCGGUCUCCAGUCUCACGGAUACGAGCAGAUUGCGAACAUAGUGGCCUUGGUGGCCUGGCUGGAGGAAUGGCCUCCGGCUGAACCCCACAGACAGGGGCUCUGCGUCUCGAGCGGCGAGAUCUCUCCAGAGCUCCUGGAGCUUCAGCUUCAUAGUGUUUUGGCCUUGCUUGGUGAAGGUGGCUUACUCGCUGCGCUGUCUGAACACCAGGCUGUAGUGGACGGUUUCCGAAGUGUUGCUAUAGCCUGGAUUUUCAAGCUCCACUCUCUGUACGGCCUGGAAAUCCUGAGUCAGCAUGAGCGAGUGACCGCGAAAAGCGCCAGUCAUCUCUCGAUGCUGUCCUGGGAGCUCUUUCAAGUGGAGGAGCUGUUGCAGAGUCCCUUUUUCCGCCCCCAAGAGAUGAGCCUAUGGCGCUUUGCGAAGCGCUGGUGCGUGGAAGGCGCAGGCGCACCAGCAUUCACGGAGGAGUCGGAAGACGCAGAAGGCAAGGUGGAGGUGCUUCCGUCACCCAACAAGGACGAGAUCGAUGGGGCGUUUUCCAAGGUCUUGCUUUGGGAUUUACUCCCGCCCAACGAAGAGCUGGUCGUGCAGUUUGCUGCCGCACAAGCUGCGGCACCGGCAGUCGAGGGUGAGCUUGGCACUGGGCGGUUCGUGAGUGCCAGCUUCUGGGGAUACGGCGCUGACAGCAUGUCGGGUCAUGCUCUUCGCACCGACAUCCGUGACCAUGAACGUCGCAUGUUGGUCGGCUCGAAGGCCCCGGCUCGUUUGAUAUACCUGGACCUGUCCCGCGCGCAGAAUCACCCUGCUCUUAGCGGAGAAGAUCUCAAGAUGUUUUUGUUGCAAAGCGUGCCACAAGUGGCAGUGGAUGCAAUCCUCAAGGGCUUCCUGACGGACUACCCCACCGUGAUCGGCUUUGUGGUCAUCAACUCGGACGGCAUCCCCACAAAGUGGCACGAGAGCAUGCCGUAUGAGAGGGCUGUCAUCUAUGCCGCCCUCAUGUCCGACUACAUUGCCCACUGCAAGAAGUGCUUGAAGGAGCUCCUGACUGGUCCUGCGGAAAGCGAGCUCGCCAAUGUACGCUUGAGAACCCGCGAGGGCACCGAAAUCAUCUUUGUCACCCUGCCAGAGUACACGCUGGCCGUGAUCCAACCUUACAUGACCGACAAGAUCUUGGUGAUCGUGUCUGCUGGAUUCUGCUCGCUAGUGUUUUGCGUCUUGCUGCCGUUGCAUUCAAUUGUACUGGGCCUAGCCGACAGCGUGUUCGAGCAAUACCUCGAAGCCAAGGUGGUGGAGGCGAAGGAGGCGCCUGAGCCCGUCUGCCCGACCGAGCUCUCGACAGGCGACCCAGAGGCAGAGGAAUUCCAGGAGCCGGUCGAGAAGUCAAAGGCUUCUCGGCCCCGUCGAGUGGACGGUUCCACCUUCGUCCGUGCUGAGCGACGUGCAGACUGCGUUCUCAAACCCUUCGAGGACGCAGAUGCUCUGCAUCUGAGUUAUGCCGAUGACUCUACGAGCCUGCACUGUUGGAAUUCAGCGCAAGAGCUGCAGGUUUUGGGAGGUUCGAGACAAGUUCUUGUCUCCACUGUGCCCAUGACCUCGGGAGGUGGCGGCCGUUUUCGAUUUGACUUCCGCUUGAGCUCUGGGAGUGGUGCAGACGCAGCCCCUUUGUUUGAGUACAUGCGACGAAGCAGCCCGCAGUGGGAUCUUGCCGCCAUGGCAGCCGAAGGCGCUCCACGGUGGCGAGACAGAGGCUCGGGCCCUCGAGCUCCUCCAGCUCCUCGCUUACCUUGGCGUGGGCGCACCCGAGAAGCUGCAGAACACCAUGGGACGCACAGCCAUGACCCUUGGGACCCAUGGAGCAUUGCAGCUGGUCGUAAUCCCUGGAGCAGUGGUGAUUUCGGAGAUCCUUGGAAUGGCUGGGCAACCCUCGACAGCGAAAACCCAUGGGAAGACUCCUGGGAUGGGUUUGCGGUUCAUAGUUCUGAUACACGGCCGUUCUUCUUCGCACCGUUGAAUGAGCCGUUGAACGUGCCGCCCCCAUCGGUACCAGUCCAUUCGCGCGAACCAGGCCAGCUUGGCCCCUGGCGAGCGACGUCAUCAGGCAGCCAGCCAGGCACUGGCGUCAAUGUCCGCAACCUGCCGCGACAUGAUGUUCCGAUGCCUGCCCCGAGAAUUGCCUUCACCGAAGCGACCCGUCAGGAUAUGGGCCAGAGCUCAUUGGAGACGACAUGGAUGGGCUCUUUGCGUACAGAGGAGCCGGUCAUUUUGCCACCAAGAGCUCCACCGCCGUCGAUUCCUCCUCCUCGUCCACCGUACUUCGAGAUGUCGCAGGUUGUGUUUCAUCGCGGCGAUAGCUUUGGUCAUGGCCGGGACCGGGACAGUUUCGUGUCCGGUCCUCCGCCUGGUGCUCCGAUUCCUGGCCCGGUUCCACCGAUUCCACCUGGACUUGUCUUUCCCGGAGGUGUUGGCCUCGGCGUUGGCGUCACUGUCUGGGACAUCGGAAGUGUUGCCUCCUUGAGCUCGACCCGAUCUUUGGCGAGGGGAGUGAUCGAAGCCCACACAGCACUUUACACCUUCAAGCAGAAGGAUGUGCGAGGGGAGGCUUGUGAUUCUGCAUCAAAGAAGUGCUGUAUCUGCUUGGAGGAUUUCGUCGAGGGGCAGCAGCUCCGCAUCCUACCAUGCUUUCAUAGGUACCACCAGUGCUGCAUCGAUGAGUGGCUUUGUCGCAGCGACGAAUGUCCGUUGUGCAAAUUCCGUAUCACAGCGGACGACACAGCUUUGAUGGAUUCCAUUGAAGUCUCAUCUCACGGCUCGGCCACGCCACGAUCACCACCGCUCGCCACCAUCGAGAGCGGGAGCGAAGCAACCGAGGAAUCGGUACAGGGUAGAGAUCGCUUUUGGUCGCAUGCAGUGGGGGUGAAUGAUGCAAUUCACGACGACGACUUUCUCAAUGCUGGGGCCUGGCCGCCGCUUCGAGAUGAACGGCAGGCAGGCUCGCCUUCGCCGGCAUUUAUAGAGCGGACCUGGGAUCGCUUUGGUGGAAUCAACACGCAAGUCUCGAAUCUCACUGCUGCCAUUCAAGCAGAAAUGCAUGAAGCACCUGGAGCUCAUCAG